Molecule: messenger RNA, 2159 nt
Organism: Morone saxatilis (striped sea-bass)
Lineage: Eukaryota; Metazoa; Chordata; Actinopteri; Moronidae
Product: matrix remodeling-associated protein 8-like
Exons: 12
Coding region: 208-1515 (435 amino acids)
Biological process (GO): establishment of glial blood-brain barrier; cell adhesion
Cellular component (GO): membrane; cell surface
Source: RefSeq, a predicted model, not a curated record
UUUCAUUUCCCGGGUGGGAUCAGUUCAGUUUUGGUUCUAUACUCAAGCCCUAACGUGGCGCUGCUUGUCUUCAAACUCUGAAAUCUGACCAAAUCAAGUCCUGCUGCUGCUGCAGAUGCGGAUGGAUACACAAUACGUGUCUUCUAACUCUCAGGUCCUCUCAGGUGUACAGCUUUGACAAGUGUCCGCUCCAUUAACAUUGUAAACAUGAAGACCGAGAGGGAGGACAUCAUUCUGCAGGCUCUCCUCUUGAUCCACAUCCCUGUGGCCUGCCUCUUCACUGCAGUGUCAGGUCAGUCUGACAGCAGCAGCAGCGUGGUGGUGGCAGGGUACAAUGUGAGCGCCCCUGCUGGGUCGAGGGUGGUGCUGCAGUGUGUGAGUGGCCGCAUGGUGUGGACCAGGGACAGGGUGAGGGACAGGCAGAGGGUGGUCCACUGGGACCUGUACCGGGCCCAUCCAGACUACGCCAUGGAGAGGGUGCUGGACAUGUUCUCUGCGGGGGACCAGAGGAUCUACAACUCCUACAACCUGGGCAGGGUCGGCCUCAGCCAAACGGCCUUCAAGGAUGGAAACUUCUCCCUGGUCAUCAAAGACGUGACAAUGAAUGACAGAGGUCUAUACUCUUGUAACCUCCACCAUCUCUACUGCCACCUGUACGAGACAGUCAGGGUACAGCUCAAUGUCACUAAAUCCCGCCGUAAAGAACAGCGCUUCUGGGAUGGACAAAAGGCGGUGUAUGUGGUGCUGCUUGGCAGUACCGUGGUGCUGCCCUGCAUCAACCGACGCAAUGUGUGGACAGACUGGAGCGAGGAGGAGGAGGACCAGCAGGUGGUCCACUGGGACCGUCAGUCCCCAGGGGUCCGCCACGACCGCGCUGACAGGCUAGUGGAUCUGUACGCCUCCGGGGAGCAGCGUAGCUACGGGCCGCUGUUCCUCCAGAGGAAGAUGAACAUCAGCAACCGAGCUUUCUCAGAGGGAGACUUUUCGCUUUCCAUAUCUGAUCUGCAGCCCACAGACCAGGGGAUGUAUUCCUGCCACCUCCACCAUCAUUACUGUGGUCUACACGAGAGGAGAGAGUUUCAGAUCACAGUGGAACCACCAGUGAUUCAGACCACCCUGCCAGCCAAAGCACUGCCCAGUGAAGACAAAGACACCACUAAGGCUGAAUCACCUCCAGUCAUCAACGUUAUUCUGCCUGACCAGAGACACCACUUUCUUCUGCCGCUGGGCUAUGUCCUUACCUCCUUCCUGCUCCUGGCAUUCAUAAUCCUCAUCAUCAUCCUCAUCACACGCAGACGUAGAACCAAAGAGUUUUAUCCACAGACAUCCAUGAGGUCCAGCAGAAGUCAUAGCAGCUCAGAGGAGUUUGAGAUGGAUGUUGCUGAAGUGAAUGUGCGCAGCCAGGAGGAGAGAAGACUUGACUACAAGAACAACCUUCUGAAAGAGAAGGUCCACAUGAACUCUCAGCCUAAAGUCAUUGACCUUGACAAAGAGAUGCAGAAAUUUUCUAAGUGAGGAAAUCACAAAAAAGUGAACCUGGAGUCACUGGCUGGUCCAGAGGCUGCGCUCCAAACUAAACACUGCCUUCUGUUCUGGCAGGAGACAGCAAGAGAGAAAGUGUUGUGAAAUCCAGUAAAAAACAAAUAAACAGCUCACACUGAGGCCUCAUGUUUUCAAAUUGUCAGUAUUAGAGACAAAGAAAAACAGAUUUUGUUUUCUUUCAUUGUACUCAAACUAAAAAAAGACUGGACUUGGGCCUCUGUGCACGGCACAAUGGCGCCACCCAGAGGGGCUUAAACCAAGCCUUAACGGCUAAAUAAAGGAGCAAUGUGUGCAUAAGUUGAAUAAAGUUGACUCAGUUGUUUAUUAGUGAAUUUGAAUUAUCAGUUAUUACAGCUUUGAUUAUUGUUCAAGUAAAAAAAACAAAUUGAUGUUUUCAUUUUAACUUUGUUUUGCUCUUGUAUCCAUCACGGCUUAAACGACUGGGCUGAAGCACCACUGAAGCGCUACUAUCAGUGUGUACAGCUUCCUAGACUAUGAUUAACUCUAUGCUCAUUGACCAGCAAAGCAGUGUAUAUACAAAUGUUUUUGAUGCUCAGACUGUAUUUUUUGUGUGGAAUGUGCCUUUUUUUUUAUUAAAGUUUGACGCUGAUGUUUAA